Somion occarium is the source of this 3202-nucleotide messenger RNA. Lineage: Eukaryota; Fungi; Basidiomycota; Agaricomycetes; Polyporales; Cerrenaceae. The record is from the annotation of a GenBank genome assembly.
AUCCAGGCGAUCCGCAUUGUUCUGUCUACUACAACUUGCACUCGACCAUCGACGUCGAGUAGCAUUCUCAUCGUCGACGUUAACAACGACGAGCUCAUACGAAUUAUUUAGCGACAAAGUCCCAAUUCACUGGGUGUCGCUUUCUGCUCCUCGUCAUCAGUUACCCAUAGUUCUGUACUAGUUGGUUCGAGCUGUCGACGCUUUCGACUUACGACUCGCUAUGCCUCGAGCUCCCUCUGUCUCACCCGCAACAGGCCUUCCAGUUCGCCCAGAGUAUCUACAUACCAUUGAAACCAACUUUGUCGAUAAUGCAGGACGCACCAUUCUCCUGCGUGGAGUAAACUUAUCCGCUUCAGAUAAGGCACCUCUUGACCAUCCCUCUCAGGUUUUGGAUGACUUCUGGGAAAGUGCAGAGAACGGCGGAGAAAGUUUCGUCGGGAGACCCUUAAACUUGGAUGAUGGUUCGGCCGAUAUCCACCUCGCUCGUUUGAGAGGUUGGGGCUUCAACAUGCUCCGAUACGUUGUAACCUGGGAAGCAUUGGAACAUGCAGGACCAGGAAAAUACGACUACGAGUUCAUGGACUACACCAUCCGCGUACUUCGGAAGUGCAAAGAGUACGGCUUCAGAGUGUACAUAGACCCGCACCAAGACACUUGGUCACGGUACACUGGAGGUUCUGGAGCACCCUAUUGGACAUUGGCGGCUUGUGGUCUGAAUGCUCGCAAUAUCACCGCCACCAAUUCUGCUAUCGUUCACUGCGAAUAUCCUACCGCGGAAGAUCCAAAUCCCGCCGAUCUUCCCGCAAUGAUUUGGAGCACGAACUAUGGCCGUCUCGCAGUUCAAGCAUUAUUCACACUCUGGUUUGCCGGUCGUGACUAUGCACCAAAGUGUAUAAUCGAUGGCAUGAACAUUCAGGAUUACCUCCAAUCGCACUACAUUGAGGCGAUGGGACUACUCGCAGAUCGAAUACGAGACGCAGGUGAUCUAUUGGAUGAUUGUGUCAUCGGCUGGGAUAGCAUAAAUGAGCCAUUCGAAGGUUUCUGCGGCUAUCCCGACCUGAACGAAUAUCCCUCAGAACAGACUUCUACGCUCAAGAAGGGCACAUUCCCUACCCCGGCUCAGUCGUUCCGAUUAGGUAUGGGCAAGGCGCAGAUGGUUGAUACCUGGACAUUUAGCGUAUUCGGUCCGAAGAAGGGUAAACAAAUCCUCGUUGACCCUAAAGGCAAGAAACUCUGGGCCGACCCAUCUACGGAGCCUGGUGGCGUUCAUCCGAAAUGGGGAUGGAAACGAGACCCCGGUUGGAAAUUGGGUACUUGCAUUUGGGCACUACAUGGUAUUUGGGACGUGGAGUCUGGCUAUGUGAUCACACCAGACUACUUUAGGACGUCCCCGAACGACACAGAUCGAGAGGUUGUUUUCCUCAGUGAUUUCUGGAAACCACAUUGGGAGGCCUUCGGCAAACGGAUACGUCAGUCGCAUCCCGAAGCCAUUCUUUUCGUCGCACCUCCCGUAUUCGCACCUCCACCGCCUAUUAGUGAAUCUCUACUGAAAGGCCGGUGUUGUCAUUCCACUCAUUAUUACGACGGACUUACUCUCCUCAACCGCCAUUGGUAUUGGUUCAACGCUGAUGCACUAGGGAUCCUCCGAGGCAAAUACGGGUCACAUCUUCCUGCUGUCAAGAUCGGCGAGAAAGCUAUUCGACAAUCCCUCCAAGAGCAACUCGGUGUGCUCAAAGACGACGCGAAGAUAUUAGGUGCCUAUCCAACUAUCAUCGGCGAGAUUGGCAUUCCAUUUGAUAUGGAUGACAAGAAGGCGUAUGGGUGGACGGACGAUGGGAAAUACAAGGGCGACUACUCAGGUCAGCAGAAAGCCUUGGACGCGAGCUUGAAUGCUUGUGACGGUCCCAAUACACUAAAUUUCACGAUCUGGACGUACUCUCCUGACAACUCUCAUGCAUGGGGUGACGGAUGGAACAUGGAGGAUUUGAGUUUGUGGAGUCCGGACGACCUUCGAAGGAAAGCAGGCUAUCGAAUGGAGACUGGCGACUCUUCGUCUGCAGGGUUGCUGAAGAAAGUUGGGGAUUCUGCUGCGACGUCAUCACUAUCGCUUUCUACAAUACAGGCUAUACAAUCUGGCGAUGGUGCUUCCAAAAUCUCGAGAAUCUCUUCUCUGUCGCAAUGGGAAAACGCAUAUGACUUCCUAACUGACGGCGCACGGGCGUUCAAGGCGUUCUGUCGUCCAUACCCCAUUGCCACUAUUGGUACCCCGACCAACGUACAAUUCGAUAUCGCGAAAGGCGAGUUCAAGCUCACUGUCCGCGUGCGAUCGGAAGACAAGCCACGUCCAGAGGCUCUUGGUCGUGUCAAAUCCUCAUCCGAUUCUAUCUCGUCCUCGGACACCGAAGACGACGAAGAGCUGGCUACCGAAAUCUAUAUUCCUCUCGUCCAUUAUGCCAAUGACGAAGUCAUCGCUCGAUUAUCCAGUCAAGACCAAGCAGACGACGAUAAACCGAAGAGCUCUGCUGCGUCUCAGAUAUCAUCUUCCGAUACUAUUCACGAGAUCACCAGUGAAUUGAACUUCCCUCCAAGCCACGACCCAUGGUACCUGACGCUCUCACCGAAGGUGUCGAUCUCUGCACCUCUGUCGUUAUCCGUUUCAGCUUCGCAGGGUCGAUGGGCUGUCGACGGUCAGAUUCUUAAAUGGUGGUACCCUGUUCCGUCGGAAGGCGAGAGGGAAUAUACGAUUAUAGUGAAGCGUGAUGGUGGUGCUAUCAAGACUGUGCAGGAGGAGAGUCCCAGUGUUUGGGCGCAGUUGUGGGCUACGUUCUGCCCUUCAUUGACUGUAUAGAGCAUAAUGAUCUUUCUUUUCUUUUCUUUUUCCGUCUGCGCGUCCUUGGUUUAAUGUGUAUACUGCUCAUGACUUCAGUUUCAAUUUCUCAUUUGGAUUUCAUGAUUUGUACGAUAUGGACGUUCCUUGCAUCAUGGAAAUAGAACGAUGUCUCUCCCGCUGAUCCCUCUUGUCGAUUCAUUAGAGAUGUGUAGUAUCCAAUUGUGUUGCAGCAAUCCUUUCAAAACAUAUUUCUGGCCUUUUGAUUCUAACCGAUUCUGACAGGUAUUCUCAUUUCUUGGGCCACGAAAACCGCCCCAUUCUGGAUCUUCUCAAUGUGGUUCUUGGGAAGUAUGUGGGUGUAGUAUACUACUC